Messenger RNA from Megalopta genalis, 1417 nucleotides. Lineage: Eukaryota; Metazoa; Arthropoda; Insecta; Hymenoptera; Halictidae. The record is from RefSeq and is a predicted model, not a curated record.
UUUUUUGUAGACAUUAUCAGACGAAUUACGAGAUUAAGGAAUAUGAAUGCAUAAAGUGAGACAUAGCUCUAGUGUUUAAAGAAAUUAGAAUGUGUAAAAAAUAUAUUAUUAUUAUUAUAUUUCUUCUAGUAAUAAUAUUUGUAACAAAUUCUGAGAGACCAAGUGGAUUAUACAUGGACAAUGGACUUGAUCAAACAAUAUUACACCAAGUUGUCAAUAUUAAACAAAAACGGGAAAUAGAAUAUAACUUGUUAAACAUUCUAGGACUACCUAAGAAACCAAAGAGAAUUGAACGAAGAGCUUUAUUAGUAAAAAGAUCUGCACCCAAAUUUCUACUAAAUAUUUAUAAAAAUGUUUUAUCUAAUGAAGACAACAAAUCAUUUUAUGACAAAUAUGAAGACAUGGAAGAAUUUGAUAAAAAUGGUUAUGAUAUUAAUAUUAUUGAUCAGAGUGACUUCAUUAUGACUUUUGGUGCACAUAAUCCACAUUCAGGGAAUGCAUCCAAAAUGAAUAGAGGGAAACGAAUUUGGUUUGAUGUAUCAGAAGUUCCAUGGGGGGAACAUAUAAUCUCAGCUGAACUACGUCUUUAUCAGAGCCUGGAACAACGUUUUGACUAUAAUAAGAGUUAUACAAUAGCAUUACACAGGGUGGCUAAAACCAAAAAUGGUAGACGAGUCAAACAUUAUAUAAACUCCGUCAAUACUACAACAAAUAAAGAAGGAUGGAUAACUUUAAAUAUUAGCCAAGUACUUGAAUAUUGGGUUGGAAAUCCAAAAGAAAAUCGGGGUUUAUUUGUAGCAGUGCAUGAUGCUGAUUAUAUCGGCCACAUUUUGAGACCAGAUGAUAUAGGAAUUGUAGGUGUUUCAGGAGUUCCAGAUAAGCAACCAUUUAUGGUUGGUUUCUUCAAAAAUGCCGAAAAGCAAAUUAAGCACAAUGUAUUACAAAGACAAAGAAGAGAUCAAUUUAAAAAAUUGGAUUUCGGUAUCAUAAAUGCUAAGAAUAAUCCAUACACCGAUUUUGGUAAUCAUAAAAAAGGAUAUUCAUGUAAUAUGAAAAGUUUAUAUAUUAGCUUCAAAGACUUACAAUGGCAAGAUUGGAUUAUUGCCCCAGAAGGAUAUGAUGCUUAUUAUUGCAGUGGGGAGUGCAAUUUUCCAUUGAACAUUCAUAUGAAUGCAACUAAUCAUGCCAUUGUGCAGGCUUUAAUGCAUCUUCUGAAAUCAAGAGAAAUACCAAAACCUUGUUGUGUGCCAACAAAACUGUCACCAAUAUCAGUACUAUAUUUUUUAGAUGACAAUAAUGUUGUCCUAAAAAAGUAUCAGAAUAUGGUCAUUAAUAGAUGUGGUUGUUAUUAAGUUCUAUUUAAAUUAUUUUUGUAUUAAUAUUUUAAUAAAUAAACCAAUUCAUACUAUUUUAAAAA